UGGCACAAGUGAUUUUUAAAGGAAGAAAAGAAAAGGAAGGAAAGCUUGAAGAUUUCUGCUUCUCUCUCUCCUCUCAAAAGCUGCAGGCAGGGUUGCAACGCGUGAGAGAAUCAUAUUCAUUACCCAUGGUCCUGUCAGGGACCUGGAUCUCCAUGCCUGCCUUCCAUUUUUUUAACCUCCAGCUGAGCUUCCUCUUUUGAAAAGAGAAAAAAAAGGGCAAAAAUUAAAGAACCAAAGACAGUUCAAGAGCACCAAAAAACCUUGUCAAACCUGCAAACCAAAAGAGAAAAGAACUAUUUCUCCAAACCUCCAGAUCUGUCUGUCUCUCUGUCCCCAGAUUUAUUUUAUUUUUCUUUUUCUUUACAAUGAGAGACAUAGUUUCUUGUUUCAGCGAAAACGCAGUAAGCGUGUCUCUUCCUUCAUGUUCUAGCUACUCAAACACAGCCAGCACCAAUCCAAGCCUAACCCCAUCGGUGCAAAACUCUGUCACCUGUGUUUACAAAAUCUCCCUCUCCACCCAAAAGCAAAUCUUGAUCACAGUCACUUGGUGCGGGAACCAUUCUUCUCAGGGCUUAAGUAUAAGCUUUGGCGAUGACCCUUCAAGUACCCCACCCUUCAGACUCAACACGAAUUCACGGUUAUUCAGGAAGAAGAAAGGGAGCAAAUUAAUGGAAUCCGAUAAUUCAAGCAUCGAGGUUUUCUGGGAUCUCUCCAAUGCCAAGUAUAGCGCAGGACCUGAACCUGUUGAUGGCUUCUAUGUGCUGGUCAUGGUUGAUUCAGAAAUCGGCCUUAUUCUCGGAGACAUGGCGGAAGAAGCUGUCGCUAAGAAAUUCAAGACGAGUUCCGUUGCAAAAGUCUCUCUCAUUUCCCGGAGGGAGCAUUGCUCCGGCAAUACUCUUUAUUCAACCAAGGCUCAGUUUUGCGAUACCGGCAUUGCACACGAGAUUUUGAUCAGAUGCAGCGGAGAAAGUGAAGGGCCAAAGUCGCCUGUUUUAUCGGUAUGUAUCGACAAGAAGACGGUGAUUCGAGUAAGGAGGCUUCAAUGGAAUUUCAGAGGAAACCAGACGAUUUUUGUGGACAAUUUGCCGGUUGAUCUGAUGUGGGAUGUGCAUGAUUGGUUCUUCAGACCUGCAUCAGGAAGUAGUAGUACUGGAUAUGCAGUGUUCAUGUUCAGGACGAGAAGUGGUUUGGAUAGCAGGCUGUGGUUGGAGGAGAAGUUGGUGCAGAAAGAACAAGACAAGGUUGAAUUCUCCUUGUUGAUCUAUGCUUGUAAGAGCCAAUAAAUUAAGAAAUUUACUUGCUUUUGUUCA
Molecule: messenger RNA, 1310 nt
Organism: Carya illinoinensis
Lineage: Eukaryota; Viridiplantae; Streptophyta; Magnoliopsida; Fagales; Juglandaceae
Exons: 1
Coding region: 366-1283 (305 amino acids)
Source: RefSeq, a predicted model, not a curated record